AAAUUUGGUGCGAGCGAGUUUAUUCGACAGAGUGAUGGCGGCGUAGCAAUCGUUCGCGGAGAGAGCUGCAAAGUAAAGAAGAAAAUUGUGUUAAUUUAAUCUACGUGGAUCACAGACUAGUAGGAGCGCGCGCGAUCAGGAAAGAAAUCCGGGGCCACUGCAAUCCGAAAGGGCACUUCCGGGCGGCCGAGGCGACCUCGGAGUGGAAAAGCCAGAAAGAAAAUUUUCAGAGCACAGCCUUUCCUCACACACACACAUACUCAUACACACACGCACGUACGCAGGCGAACGAAGAGAAAAGAGGAAGAAGAGGGGCGAGCAAGACGACGGCCAAGAAGAAGACGGGGGCUGCUGCAAUUUUUGUUGUACCCAUUUCGUCUUUUUUUUUCGUUUCCUCCUUUGGGGAGCGAUUUUGAUAAGGGAACCGCGGAGCGACAUCCGGUCCGCGGAACACCAGAUUGGCCAAGUUGGAAGAGUUGAAGGCAGCACGACGGCAGGCCAACACGGUGUGCAUUAAAUGGUAAUGCAUGCCAGGAAACCGCAACGUUUACUAAAUGAUGGGUACCACCAAUCCCAUCAGUAUCAGAACUCCAAGUAUGCCUCUAAGAGAGACUACGAACGAGAGGCUAGCCGAUCAGGUGGCUAUGGACGUGAUCGCGACAAUUCCCCUGCGGGAGGAUCACUAAAUGGCAACUACAAAUCCAUCUCGCCGGAUCUGGACUCGCCGCGGGACCGCGAUCGCGACAGAGACCGGGGCGACCGGGACCGGGACAGAGAUCGCGGCGGCGGCGGCGGUGAUCGCUACCAGUACGGUGGAAUGGGCAAGAUGCGCGACAAGGAUCGCGACCGAGAUUACAAGAAGGAUAAAUAUUCAGAUUCCCUACGAUCGCCAAAGGAGAAACGCAGCCGGACUGACCGAGACACGGACCAUCGCUCGAACCACGACCGGCGCCUGAAGCUGUCGGUGUCGGAGAAGCGUGGCGGUUCCAGUUCCAACUCGGACGAGCGUGAGCGGGACAGGGAGCGUGACCGCAGAAGGAGACUGAGCCGCUCGAAAGACCGCGAUCGUGAUCGUGGGGUGAGCGGUGUGGGAAGUGGUAGCGGAGUGAACAGCGGCGGAGGUAGCGGCGCUGGAGGUGGAAGUGGAAGCGGUGGCAGUGCUGGAGCUGGUGGUGGCGGCGGUGGCGUUGCCGGUGGUGAUCGGGUGAACCGUAUCGGCGACUGGAGCGAACAUGUCAGCUCGUCGGGGAAAAAGUAUUACUACAACUGCAAGACGGAGGUUUCCCAGUGGGAGAAGCCACGGGAGUGGAUCGAGAAGGAGAGCAGGAUUAUUACCAAGGAUCAGCACCGCGAGUAUCGUGACAAGGAGAGAGAACGGGACCGGGACAGGAUCGAUCGCGAACGGGACGAUCGGUAUUCGUCCUCUGCCGGUGGUCGGUCAACGUCCUACGGUGGCAAGCAUUCCAGCAGUAAAGGCGGUGGUAGCAGUAGCAAUUCGAGAAUUCGAUGGCCAGCCCAUGAGUCACAUCGGAGACGACAUGAAGAUCAUCACCACCAUGGCCCAGACAUGGACAUCAGCCCCGGGGACUCGACGCCAACGUCCGAAGCCAACUAUUCGCACUCGAGUACGCCAACCAAUCAGCAGGGUCACAACAAUAGCGGGGUUGCCAACAACGACGGCGCCGGCCAAGGACUGAUGGCCAAUCAGCUGCCCCGGCUGCUGUCGAAUCCGACCUCGACGCAGAGCGGAAUCGCGAUGCCUGCCCACUCCCAGCAUCAAUCCUCAGCCAGCAGCUAUCAGACUUCCCUGUCGACCUCGUCCCCAUCCGUACAGCACCAGCAGCAGCAGCAGCACAUGGCCGGCGAUAUGAUGCUGGGUUCGAACGCGCCCGGUCCACCAGGGCAACAACAGCAGCACCAUCAUCACCAUCACCACCACCACCAUCAUAACUCUCCACAUUCGGCGGCAGGAGGCGGCGGCGGCGGCGGGGCCAGCUCCAGCAGCUCCACCGUGUCGUCGUCGCUAGCAGGACUGCCCAAGAUUCUGUCCCAGAUUACGGGCAACAAAACGAUAGAACACAACGAGCUGAACCCGCAGAAGGCGCUGCAGACGAUCACGAACGCGCUCGCGCGGCAGCAGAACCCGAACGGAACGGCCGGAGUGGACGGCAGUGUUGGAUCAAACAGUUUGAGGGAACACGCCCUCAACUCGCCCCUGUACAACGUGUCCAACCUGUCGCACCCGUCGACGCCCGGCGGCCUUGGCGGGCUGAACCACAGCAGCAGCAAUCACCACCACCAACAGCAGUCCGGCAGCAACAACCUGAACCUGAACUCGUCCAGCUCGAUGGCCAACCUGAGCGGCGGCAGCAACAGCAGCCAGAUGCUGACCGGGGACGGUCCACCGACGCCGACGCAGGAGAUGGACCUGGUGUUGCCGUCGGACCAUCGGAAGAUGGACGGUGCGGGCCCGACCACGACAAGUGCCGUGAGCAGUCUGCAGGGCGUGAUGACCUCGUCCCAGGGCGGCCGAUCUCAGGGGCCCAAUCUGACGCCCAGCCUGGCCAAGUAUUUCCGCGCCGAUCUUAUAUCCCACGUCACGGGGUGGCCGUCGGAGAUACUGGAGAAGACGAUCCAAAAGCUGUCCGAGGAGGCCCACAUCCUGGGCGAUCUGCAGUGCAGCAAAGUAUCGGCAGAUUUAAAAUGUGCUAGGAGUUUAGUUAGAAUAACGGAAAUCACUGCGACGCUGCAAGAGCAGAAGAUUAUGUAUCUACGGCAACAAAUUCGUAGACUAGAGGAGCUAAAAUCGCAAAACUCUUUUAUGUCGUCUGAUGAUCUAUAGCGCUAUUAAUUAAAGAUUAAAUUUAUAUAAAAAAAUACAAAAAAGCUCCGCAAAAAAAAAGUUAAAAUAAAAUCAUCCUUUCUUUUCGAAGGAAGAUCACACCCGGAAUAAAAAAAAAAAAAAACAAACACAAAAACACACACACACACAACUCUACCCUAUUACUACCGGUUUAUUUGAGACCACGCAGUACGUGCGCAUCCUCUAAGAAGGAUGUGUGCGGUUAGACAAUUUGAAUGUUUCUCGAAAUUUAGCAUCCAAAUCGGCUCUGGCCACUCAGAGUUUCAGGAAACUGAUAAACAAAAAAAAAAUAAGCUGGAAUAAAGUCAGGUCAAUGUAUAAAGUAAAAAAGGAAAGGAAAACACGCCGACAGUAUACAUAGCCGAAAAACAUUACGCAAAGUAUCACCACCCACACUAUCACUCACUCACACUAUCCUAUACAUACACACAUUCAAAAGUAACCGCCGGGAGCAGAGGAGAGAAACAGAACGUACGAAUCGUCAAAAGUGAAUAUGAUUUUAAACUGUUACUAUUAUUAUAUUUAUAUACAACACAAUUAAAUGGAAAACAGAGAAGAAAAAAAACAACAUUUUUUUACUCGUGGAAAAAACAAGAAGCAUCAAAAUUAAGGCAAAAUCCAUUUUCCGUUGCCCGUCUUAUGACAGAACUGUAAAUUAACAAGGGGAAGAAAACACAAGCGGGAAAUUAUAUCUUUCAGCAGUUUUUAACUUCUUCUCUAUAAUUGCAUUCAUAUGCUGGAAGGCUGCGCUCUUCCGUGAACUGUUUAGGUAAUGAAAAUGACAUGCAACAUUAACAACAAACACACACACACAUACAGACAAAAGUUGAAAACUGAUACAUUAGAAGCACUUUCUAGAGAAAAAAAAAAACAAAAAUUAAAGAAAAACAAAACAAUGCUAAAAAGUAGUCUAAUAUUCAUGUAUAUUUCAUUACAUUAUAAGUUAUGAGUAAGGCAGAUUACAGCGUAAAAUCAAUUAAAUUAAAAAGCAGAACAUUUACAAACUAAACAAAGCAAAAAAACACUGGGAAAGUGUAAAACUUUUUCACAAACCGUCGCAACAGCAGCAACUAUUUGGAAAAACAAAAAAAAAGGAAAUCGCAAACAUUCUGGAAAAAUGCAUGCACGAAGUAUGAUAUCGGCAACAGGAAAAAUCUAAACAAAAAUAUUGAAAACCUAACAACUCGGCAAACAAAAAAUAACUAAAAUAGUCUCAUAACUAAAGGGAGCCACAUUUGCUAACAAUAUGAUGAACGGAGAAAGGCUUCCUAAUGGAAGGCGCGCGCCCAAAACACACACACACAAUACAAAUUAUGGAAAAUUAUCUCUUGGAAGAAGAAAAACAAACAUCAACAAAAGCAACAAACAAGUGAAGAAAUAAGUCAUAGGGAAGAAUAGUGAAGUUUAGUAAUACAAAAUAAUACAACAAAAACAUAUUAAAAUCUUAAA
Culex quinquefasciatus (southern house mosquito) is the source of this 4312-nucleotide messenger RNA. It is a transcript of the gene wcy, whose product is annotated as WW domain-containing adapter protein with coiled-coil homolog. The record is from RefSeq and is a predicted model, not a curated record. Lineage: Eukaryota; Metazoa; Arthropoda; Insecta; Diptera; Culicidae. Gene Ontology annotation, biological process: positive regulation of TORC1 signaling; regulation of autophagy. The transcript is spliced from 12 exons. Gene Ontology annotation, molecular function: RNA polymerase II complex binding; chromatin binding. The coding region runs from base 518 to 2842 and encodes 774 amino acids. Gene Ontology annotation, cellular component: nucleus.